AUGGAGGUUGAAAAGAACAUGACGUCUUUCCUCAAUCCUAAUGUUCAACUUGAUCGUUUUGAUGGUACCAACUUCACCCGCUGGAAAGGAAAGUUAUUCUUUCUCUCACCGUGCCUUAAGAUCGCCUAUGUACUUGAUCCGAAAUUGGAGCCACUUCCUGAACCAAAGGAGGAUGAUUCUGAAGAAUUGAAGACCGCAAGGAAGAAGCGAGGAGAUGAUGAAAUCAUGUGCCGGGGUCAUAUUCUCAACACUCUCUCCGAUAGGCUCUACGAUCUUUACAACUCGAUGGAGUCUCCGGUUGAGAUUUUUGAAUCAUUCCAAGUGGGGGCAAUUAUUGCUAAAUUGCAUCAAAGUUGGAAUGGUUAUAGAAAGAAACUCCUUCAUAGGAGAGAUGACAUAACUUUGGAGCAAUUACAAAAACACUUGAGAAUAGAAGAAGAGACCAAGUCUUGUGAUUCCAAGAACAAAAAUGUUGAUUCCUCUAAAGUUAAUGUUGCCGAAGCUAGUAAGUUUUCAAAGAACUUCAAAGUCAAUAAUGACAAGAAGUUCAAGAAGGCAGGUAAUGGCCAAAAGAAAUUUUCUGGAAAUUGUUUCUUUUGUGGAAAGAAAGGCCAUCGCCAAAAUGACUGCAGAUACAAGAAGAAAAAGGAAGAAGUGAACACCAACAAGGCCAAUGCCGUUGAAGAGAAAUCCGAAGACAUAUGUGCUAUGAAUCUUGGAAAUUUGAAGCGUAUUAAUCUUGGUUAUUCCAAGCAACUGAUCAAAUUUCCAGAUCAAUCUCGAGCUCCAAAGCUAGAAAGUAUUAAUCUUGAGGGCUGUACAAAUUUAGUUGAAGUCCCUCCCCUCAAUUUCCAAGGAUGUUUUGGAUUUCUUACACUACAUGGCUGCAUUAAGAUUAAAUCACUCCCAAAGAUAUCGGGGAAUAUCAAAUACUUGAAUUUAGACGAGACUGGAAUAAAAGAAUUGCCCUUAUCAAUUGGGCGUUUGGAAAGUCUUGUGCAAUUGAGCCUUCGUGGUUGUCAACGUAUCAAGAAUCUUUCAGCAGCUUCUUUUCUGAGAAAUAUACAAGAUUUAAAUUUGAGCGACUUGUCAAUAAAACAAGUGCCCUCAUCAAUUGGGUCAUUAGAAAAUCUUGUGCAAUUGAGCCUUCGUGGUUGUCAACAUAUCAAGCAUCUUCCAGCAACUCUUCCGAGGAAUCUAGAAGGAUUGUAUUUGAUAGACUCAUCAAUAGAACAAGUGUCUUCAUCUUCAAUUGAGGGUCUUGAUUGCCUGAGGAUAUUUAAUCUUUCACGAUGCAAAAAGCUUGAGAGUCUCCCAACCAACAUUUUUAAAUGCAAGUCUCUUCAAUUCCUUGAUCUUGGGGAUUGUUCGAGAUUCAAAAAAUUCACAGGGAUCCAAGUGUUAAGCAACUCAUUUAUAAUUGAAAAGUUUUUUGGGCUCCGUCGUCAAGACAUGAGUUGGCGCAAAAAACUCGAGUUUGUCCCAAAAUGGAUUUAUUAUUUAAGUUGUCUAAAAUUCUUGUCCCGCCAUGGGUAUUUGGAACCUGAACAUCUCCAAGUCAAGCAAUUUGUAUUGUUCUCUUUCAACCAGCUAGAUCUACGUAACUGCAAUAUAGUAGAAAUUCCAGUUUGGCUGAGCCUUUUAUCCUCGUUAACCAUCUUAUAUCUAAGCGGGAACCCAUUUGAGAAUAUACCUUCAAGCAUCAUACAACUUCAUCGGCUGAACACACUCUACAUCUACGGUUGCAAGAAGCUCCGAUCUUUGCCACAACUUCCAUCGUCUGUUAGAGAUCUAAAUGCAAGUGGAUGUACUUCUCUGGAGACAAUAUCAAGUUCGGAGUGCUAUGGAUUCAACAUACGGCAUGUGAUUCGCCCUUUCAUUUCCAAUCACAAAAGAUUUACGUUCCAAAAUUGCUGGAAACUAGGACGGAAUGAAUGUCGCAUUUUAACUGAUUUCUUAUACGGAGUUGAUAAAUUGAAUUUGCUAGAUCUACGUAACUGCAAUAUAGUACAAAUUCCAGUUUGGCUGUUCCUUUUAUCCUCGUUAACCAUGUUAGAUCUAAGCGGGAACCCAUUUGAGAAUAUACCAUCAAGCAUCAUACAACUUGAUCGGCUGAAAGGACUCGACAUUCACAAUUGCAAGAAGCUCCGAUCUUUGCCACAACCUCCAUCGUCUGUUAGAGAUCUUAAUGCAAGUGGAUGGAGGAAGAACUCCAACAAUUACGCAAAAUGGGAUUUGUUAUUUGAUUGUGAAAAGGAUUGGAGUUGGGUUGGUAUAUGCGUACAAAUGAUUGAUUAUGUGAUUGAGGAGGAGGAAUCAGCUGCUAUCAAGAACGACUCUACUAUUAUCUAUCUGGAAGGUAAAAAGGCAAACUUGAAUUCUGAAAUUAGAGAGAAGGUUUUCAGCAUUUUCAAGGAUUGA
Morus notabilis is the source of this 2421-nucleotide messenger RNA. RefSeq names its product disease resistance protein RPP5-like. Gene Ontology annotation, molecular function: nucleic acid binding; zinc ion binding; protein binding. The record is from RefSeq and is a predicted model, not a curated record. Bases 1 to 2421 code for a protein of 806 amino acids. Lineage: Eukaryota; Viridiplantae; Streptophyta; Magnoliopsida; Rosales; Moraceae. The transcript is spliced from 6 exons.